AUGGAGGAUGAGAAAUUUUUUGCAUGUUGGGAAAGAUUCAGGGAGAUUGUUGCAGCAUGCCCCCAUCAUGGAUUUGACAACUGGAUGCUAGUUUCGUAUUUCUAUGAAGGCAUGGCACCACCAAUGAAACAACUUCUCGAGACUAUGUGUGGAGGAGAUUUCAUGAAUAAAAACCCCGAUGAAGCAUUUCAAUUCCUUGAUUAUGUUGCUGAGGUAUCUAGAAGUUGGGAUGAACCAAUUGUCAAGGAACCAUCUAGAGAUAGAACAAUGAACAGAGCAAGAGCUAGUGGAGUGUAUACCUUACCAGAGGGUUUAGAUGUCCAAGCAAAGUUAGCAACCGUUAUGAGAAGGUUGGAUGAUUUGGAAUCCAAGGGAGUUCAAGAGGUACAAAUAGUCAAUGAUGGGGUAACUCAAAUAUGCUUGAUAUGUAAGUCUACGGAACAUGGUGUGCAAUCUUGUCCUACUCUACCUGCAGUGCAAGAUAUGUUUACGGAGCAAGCCAAUGCCUUAGGGACAUACAAGCAAUAUUCUAGCAACUCUCCAUAUUCCAAUACUUAUAAUCCAGGUUGGAGGAAUCAUCAAAAUCUAUCAUGGAUGGGAGGUAACAAUGGCCAGUUUCAACAGCAAGGAAAUCGAUUUCAGGGUAAUCAGACUAGUGGGCAGCAAGGUUUUCAACCACAAGGUAUGCCAUCUCAGAAUUUUCAACAGCAACAUCAAACCUCAUCAUCUAACUCAAGCCUGGAAGACAUGAUGAGAGAGUUUAUACAGAAGCAAGACAAGCGUAAUGAAGAUCAAAAUAGGAUAAAUGCUCAAACAUCUCAAGAACUAGUAGAUAUUCGAACCACUUUGAGCCAACUUGCUGUAAGUUUAUCUCAAGAGAAAGGAAAAUUCCCAGCUCAACCACAGAAAAAUCCGAGAGGAGUAAAUGAAGUUUCUGAAGUGCAAAAGGAAGAUUGCAAUGCAGUUAUCACACUCAGAAAUGGGAAAGAAUAUGAAGGGCCCAAGUUACCUGUAAGUUAA
Vitis riparia (riverbank grape) is the source of this 1020-nucleotide messenger RNA. RefSeq lists its product as uncharacterized. The transcript has a single exon. The record is from RefSeq and is a predicted model, not a curated record. NCBI's taxonomy places the organism in Eukaryota, Viridiplantae, Streptophyta, Magnoliopsida, Vitales, Vitaceae. Bases 1 to 1020 code for a protein of 339 amino acids.